Messenger RNA from Scatophagus argus, 2749 nucleotides. RefSeq names its product mycbp associated protein. The record is from RefSeq and is a predicted model, not a curated record. The transcript has 20 exons. NCBI's taxonomy places the organism in Eukaryota, Metazoa, Chordata, Actinopteri, Scatophagidae. Bases 106 to 2673 code for a protein of 855 amino acids.
ACGAAACUGGGGAGCAUCGAUGGAGGAGCAGUUGCGCUGGUGUGAAACAGGGAUGGAGGUGGUCUGUGCGCCAGAGGACAUGCUGCUCAUUUCCAUCGUUGUGAGAUGGUUUCGCCCGUGGUUCCGCGCAACAAAUUAGACCAAAUGAGGCGCACCGAGUCACCGAAGACAGAAUUUCGGCCUACAAGUCAUUCAGAGAACAAGAACUUAAAAAUAUCAGCAAAGUUGUACAUGUCGGGUGAUGACCAGUCCAAAACCUCCUCUCGUAAAGAUGACCCACGAGACCUUAAUAAAUUUUGUAUACCAAGGCCACCCAAGGGCCAUCAAAAACCAGUGCUCAUGGCUUGUGUGCAUAAGACACAGCCAGCGGAUGAAGUUAGAAAUGCUGUGCGAAGGGCAGUGUCUCAUCCAGUGAACCUGGACGCAGACAAUCAACCUCUGGACUACACAGGGAUGGAAGGGCUUCGGUUUGAUGACCAAGGCCUGGUUCUUCCACACAGUAUCCUGGGUAGUUUAGAUGAUUUCAGAAAUUAUCUGGAGGCCAAAGGAGAGACAGAGUUGGUCAAGCGAAUACCAAAAUCACAGAAAGAUCCUCCAUCUGAGGCCCCAGGGAGGCAUCACUCUGAAUCUGAGGAUAAUGGGUGUGGCUUUCGCUCAGGCUACAGCAACACUCAGGGUAAUGCCCUGCAGCACUGGCAAACACAUAUGACUCAACGCAGACGGCAGCAGGGCUUCUUAUCAGACUUGCUCAACAGGCCAGUCGAAAACCUGCUGAUGAACCAAGAUAACCAUUUCAGACAAACUCAGGAGCAGAGGGAAAUUCUAAACCAAGUCAUGCCACUCAUCCAUUCUGGAUAUGGCCACCGUGUUGGCAGCGAGUUUUGGAGUCUCCCCCAGCGUUAUGGAGAUGAAAUGAGUGGCAUCACAGCCACUCUUACUCAGACAGAGCAGGGCAGGCGGGAACCUGUCACACAUGUAGCCCAACCACAAAGCAUACGGCAGGAAGCAGGAAUAAUUUGUUUUGAGACUCUGCGUCCAGCCUCUUGGACUUGGGACCAGGAUGAACACCUGUUGUACCAGUGCCAGGAGCUCAAAGAGGUGCUACAGGAUAUGGACAUUUACAAACCGGACAUUGACAGACUGGAGGUGAUUGGCUCCAGUAAGCCAUCCCCUUUUGUCACAGUGUGUUGUAGUCCCUUAAUAGAGGAGGAAGAAGAGGAGAAGGAGCACAAGGAGAUGAAGAAUGAGAACCUUGAUCCACUGGCACAGUAUGAUAAUGUUCAGUCAGAUGCUCUGCUUAUUCCUGCCUUGAGGUUCUGUGGUCAACUUGCUACCUGGACUGGAAACUCUAAUACUAACCAGGGAGAAGUAGGAAUCAGUGCCACAAUAAUAUUUGAGGCCCUGACUGGAGAAACUGCCUCAUCUCACCUGGAGCUGCAAAAUGACGGCAGUACAGCCAUCUUCUACAGCUGGCAGCAGCUUCUCAUGCCUAGCAACUUUCCUAAUCUGCGAUCACAAACAAAGAAUCCCUGCUUCUACUUCAACUCCUCCUCUGGUGUGAUCCUUCCAGGUCACACACAGCAGAUGGAGUUCAUAUUUAAGUCAGAGGAGCCCGGCAUUAAAACUGAACUGUGGCAGCUGAACACCCACCCAGUGCUGCUGCAAGGAGCCUCCAUGCAGGUCACGCUGAGGGGAGUGGCUCUGUAUCAGGACAAAACGGCAGACCAGAGGCUUUUCAUAGAGACAAAACUGGAGAACAUAGUAUUAGGAAAACUGUGUCGGUCGAUUGUGCAUGAGGUUCUGCAGGGUGUCCAAACCCCAGAGAGACCCAGUUCUCCUGCAGAACUUUACAUCACUGAGGAGCAAGAGUUUUUGAGGAGAAACCCUAAGUUGCAGUACCUUGAUGAGCCAGUGGAGGACCUAAAGAGACUGUGGCAAGAAAUGAAUCCGGGACGCUCCUGGGACCUUUCUGUUGAUACACUCCAACAGGUUGUGCUGUCUCUGCCCGAUCAAGAGUCUGCUCAGGAGAAGAGGCUGGCCCGGCUCAACUCUGUGCUCCUGCAGCUUUCUGAACCUUCUGAAUUGAAACACCAUCUAACAGCAGCAGCUAUAGGGCAGCAGCUGUGGAGGAAACUGCUGGACAUGAUGGUUAUUGAGGCCAUCAGGCUCAGAAACCUGCUGGGCCUUCCAGAGAGAGACACAUGGAUUGGCAAAAUGGAAGAAUCCCAAAUCUCUGAAACUGAUAUGGCUGACAACAGAGAUGCAGGAGCAGCAGGAGCUGCUGCUAAAGAGGAGAGGAGUGGUGCAAGGUCCAGAUUUAAAGAUGUUAACAAGCCAACAACUACUGAAAAAUCCAUGGAGGAUGCCAGAAAAAAGGGGAAAAGAAGGGAUGAAGCAGGGAAACGCACUAGAGAAAAGCAAGGGCAGGAAUCAACCUCACUGACUGACACCCGUCCAGAGGGCAUUAGUCAGCGUCCUCCUGAGGACCAAAGUGUAGAGCUGGAGGUGAUGGACAUUAACACAAGGCUCCUACACAAAAAGGUUUAUGCUCUGUUGGAGGAGCUGGUGGACAGCUUGUGUGACCUGAUGGAUGAUCUUAAUGAGGGAUGUGAACAGGACACACACACACAUGAAAGGCACACACAGGAGAUCACUGAAUAUAUACAAUAUUAAAUGUAAUAAAAUGUGUCACCUGUUUUUAUUCUUCACUUUGUUGCAAAAUCAAUAAACCUUUUGUCCUUCUGACACA